Tachysurus vachellii is the source of this 3633-nucleotide messenger RNA. RefSeq names its product poly (ADP-ribose) glycohydrolase a (gene parga). Gene Ontology annotation, molecular function: poly(ADP-ribose) glycohydrolase activity. The transcript has 18 exons. The record is from RefSeq and is a predicted model, not a curated record. The coding region runs from base 507 to 2903 and encodes 798 amino acids. NCBI's taxonomy places the organism in Eukaryota, Metazoa, Chordata, Actinopteri, Siluriformes, Bagridae. Gene Ontology annotation, biological process: nucleotide-sugar metabolic process; carbohydrate metabolic process; regulation of DNA repair. Gene Ontology annotation, cellular component: cytoplasm; nucleus.
GCAUAAGGCAGAGCUGUCGCAAUAGCGAACCGUUUGGAUUGUUAUCUAUGCGGUCCGAGAUAUCAUAAGAAAAAAACUUUGGCUAUGGUUUGUUUCAUUUAUCAAAAUGUACAUGAUAUACAUGCGUGCAAUUUAUACUGAAACCUGGAUAAACGUUUUUGCUCGGCUCUGUCUGAACUAGCAGUUUAGCGAGUUUAGCUAAUUAGCCGCUUAGCUUGAUAUGCGUUAGCUUAGCUGCUAUUUCUACUCCAGUGAAGUAAACCUCUGAUGGCUAACGAGGUUUGUAAAUCGCAUCGCUCUCGUUGCAGUAAUAAAACAUUAUUACUUAAGUGUUUAAGCUGAACGUGGUACUAAAGUGCGAUAUCGUAAGCUAGCUAAAGCUACCGCAGGGUGUAAUAGCAAAUGAGUCUGAAUAGUUAGAUAAACUGCUAGCAACGCUUUAAUACAUUGCUGCAGAAAAUAUCGGUUUGCCGAGAGACAAACUAUAUUUAAUUGGUCAUGAAAGAAUGAGCGCUUUACAGACGGAGAAAAGGCUGAAACUGGAAGCGGAUUGUUCCUCUGGCAGAAGUGUGGAAGAAGCCACAGGAACACAUCGAGGUAUUUUGUCCGCCAAUGUUCUAAGGCCAAAUACGGAGGAAACUAGGAUGGAAGUAAACAGCAAUAUCAGUAGUGACCUGAAGGUUGAAGACGUAAGAAGUGAUUGUCAUAAAUCGUUUGAGUGCAACCAGAAGGAUGUUUGUCAGCCGAAAGAAAAUGACAAGCGAUUUGAUGUGGCGUUGCGACGACCAGGUGACAAAAAUAUUGGAGAAACUUCAGCAAGCACUAACUCCAACACAGAGGUAACUUAUGGACUGAGUUUACCAAUUAGCAGUGACAGUGAUAAUGCUGUCAUUGAGACAAAGUCCACCACCGAAGAGGCGGCUCUUGUAUCGAAUUCGUCGGAUGCUAAUCUUACCAAAGUAGCAAGCAUAUCUACAGAAAAGACAAAGUUGGAUCUCAGUUUAUCUCAGAGCACAAGUGCUGAUGUAGAGAUGCUGAGCCCAGAGAGCCCAACCUGCAAAUCCUUGCUGUAUAACAGCUCAGUGGAAAGCCACAAUCCCAGGGCAGAGUCUCAGGCACCUUGUGCUCAAUCCUCAUCUCCUGUAGAAUCCGCUAACCUUAUUGACACUAAAGCUGGACCUGGAACAAUCAGAGAUCCUGAUGUGACCUCUGUGGAAACAGAUAAUUCCGUCUCUAGUGCAAAUUUAUCGAUGGAAAAUCAAGACUCAAGUGUUAACCAGUCACAGACAAGGGAGCCAGUGCUGGUGACUUUGCCAAGCGUUGACAAGAAGUGGUUGGGAACUCCUGUAGAGGAGCUGAGGAGGAUGCCAAUGUGUGCUCCGGCCCUCCCCCCACUCAGGGCAUCAGACAAUCACAAAGUGCUCAUCCGGACUGACCUGCUCAUAGAGGGCAAGGUCCCCGUUUCAUAUCCCAACAAGUUCCAGGAUGCCUGGGACGAUAUGCAUGUCAAGAUGCCCUGCUCUGAAAAGAACCUGUUUCCUUUGGAGAAUGAGGAUGGAGUGCAGAGCCGGUGGGAGCUCAUUAUUUCUGCCUUGGAAACUGAAAGCAAAAGCUCACUGGAUAUCCGGGAGGCAAUAUUGACUUACAAUACAACACAUGCUAAGAGAUGGGACUUCACAGCUCUAAAUGUUCUCUGCACUGAGGGCCUGGAGCACACAGAGGCACAAUAUCUGUUUGAUGUUAUGCUGCCAAAGAUGGUAACAUUAGCCCUGAGUGCACCCAAUAUUUGUACCCAGCCAAUCCCCCUGCUUAAGCAGAACAUGAAUCAGUCCCUGACUAUGUCUCAGGAACAAAUUGCCUGCCUGCUGGCCAACGCCUUUUUCUGUACGUUCCCCAGGCGCAACUCACGCAAGUCUGAGUACUACAACUACCCUGAGAUUAAUUUCUACAGAUUGUUUGAGGGAUCGGCCCAUCAGAAGAUUGAAAAACUCAGAACUCUUCUUUGCUAUUUCCGAAGAGUCACCACUGAAAAGCCCACUGGUCUCGUGACAUUUACAAGACAAAGCCUAAACAGUUUUCCUAAAUGGGAAAGCUUGGCUACCCGGCUCACACGGCUUCAUAUCUCCUUCGAGGGGACCAUUGAGGAUCAGGGAUACGGCAUGCUGCAAGUGGACUUUGCUAACAGAAUGGUAGGAGGAGGGGUAACAGGACUAGGGUUGGUUCAGGAGGAGAUUCGUUUUCUCAUCAACCCAGAACUUAUCGUCUCACGUCUUUUUACUGAGGCUUUGGAACACAACGAGUGCCUUAUCAUCACAGGCACUGAGCAGUACAGUAAGUACUCUGGCUAUGCAGAUAGCUACAGAUGGAAGGCCAACCACAAAGAUGAGACACCAAGGGAUGAGUGGCAGAGAAGAUGUACAGAGAUUGUGGCAGUGGAUGCGUUGAAGUACAGACACUACAUGGAGCAAUUCCACCCUGAGAAAUUCACAAGGGAACUCAACAAGGCGUACUGUGGGUUUGUGCGGCACGGUGUAGACCCCCAGAAUCUCUCAGCCAUUGCCACAGGAAACUGGGGAUGUGGUGCAUUCCGGGGAGACACACGACUCAAAGCCUUGCUGCAGCUAAUGGCAGCAGCAGAGGCUGGUAGAGAUGUGGCCUAUUUCACGUUCGGCGACUGUGCUCUCAUGAGGGACGUUCAUGAACUGCACACGUUUCUGACGGAUAAAAACGUGACAGUGGGUAAACUGUAUGGCCUCCUGAAGCAGUACUUUAAUAUGGUGGUGAAGAACAGUCACAGUCAGAGGCCCGAUGUCAGUCUUUACGGCUUCAUCUAUCAUCAGAUCAGCCCAAAUCCUCCUCCUGAGCCCACUGCAGCAUCCAGUUCUCCUCCAGAUGGACAUUAAUGUUGGCCUGUCAUGAACUGACAUGCAUCCUUAGUGCUUCCUUCUUCUUUAGGAAAAGAUCUUUUAGGUGAUUUUCUGAGACGUGAUGGACAUCUCUAUGCCGUUAUUGAGCAAAGGAAAUGCUUCAAGUCACAAUACACUAAAUGUUUGGCUCUGAGAGUGGAGCAGCAGUUCUCCUGCUUUCUGGGUAUUUGUGUUUCCCUGUAUACCAGAGAAAUAUUCGUAGCCAGAUUUACAACAUGGUGUUGAACUGUUUGUUUUAAAUUUAGUUGACAAAAAAAAAACAUUAAUCUGUACUGGAAGACUAUUAGUAGGGCACUUAAGCAGAUUCUAUACUCUAUGGUAGAACCAUAUAGAUCACAAUGUAUGCAUGAAAACUUUAAAAACGCUGAGAUUCACUUGAUUAUGAAAAAGUAUAGACAUAUUUUGGGGUUCAGAAAAGUAUUGUUAUAAUUCAGUUUUCAAUAUAUGUUCAAUUUUACACAAUAAAGGAAAUUCUGUAACUGUUCAGUGAAAGAAUUUGCAUUUGCAGUAUAAUGGUAUGUUGCAAUAUUGAAUUGAUUAGCUCGGCAUGUACUUUUUAACAAUUUAUUAAGAUUUCUAUGCUCGAGUGUUUUGUUUUUGUUUUGUUUUUUGUUUAUUUCCUUGAUUUAAAACUACUAUUUAAAGGUUGUGAAUCGUUUUCAGUUGUAUUAUAUUUUAAUAUUGUCAAUUAAAUGUGUUAAACACC